Rangifer tarandus platyrhynchus (Svalbard reindeer) is the source of this 2622-nucleotide messenger RNA. Lineage: Eukaryota; Metazoa; Chordata; Mammalia; Artiodactyla; Cervidae. The record is from the annotation of a GenBank genome assembly.
AUGGAUGGGGAGGAAGAUGAUUUGUCUCUGCUGACUGCAUUGCUGGAGGAGAAUGAGUCGGCCUUGGAUUGUAAUUCAGAAGAGAGUCAGCCCUUGACCCAGGAAGAUGGUGAACCUGACUCAUUUGAUGAGCUCUUUGACGCUGAUGGUGAUGGUGAAUCUUACACAGAGGAGACUGAUGAGGGAGAAGUGGAAAAGGCUGAAAACCAAAAGGAGAAUUUGGCCACUCUCUUUGGAGACAUGGGAGAUUUAACAGAUGAGGAAGAAGCUCCUACAUCACAAUCAACUAAAGAGAGGGUCAUCCCUGCUCCUGCUCCCAGUCAAGGGAAAACUAAUCAGGAGUUGCAAGAUGAAUUAAGUAAGUUGCAAGAGCAAAUGAAGUCCUUACAAGAACAGCUGAAACUAGCGACAAUUAAACAGCCUGCAAGUCCAACCCUUUCACGUAAAACCCCAGAUAAGUUUCCACGUCCCCCUCUUAAGGAGAAGAAAGUUCAGAAAAUUCAGGAGUCAUUGUGCUUUGCUGCGGAGCUUGACAUCCCUACUCUACCAAAACCCAAGCGAGUGGCUCGGACACCAAAGGUCUCAUCUGCAGAGCCCCAGUGUUCAUCUUUGAAGAUGAGAAGUAUACUCUCCCAACCACUCCGAACAACUCCUGGGAACAAGCCUGGUGGGAUGACUAGGGAUCAGAGUGCAGGGACACCCAGGAGCUCUGGGGAAAUGGCUCAGGAAGUCUCUGUGGAAGCCUUCUCUGGCCUGAGGCUCAGAAAGCCUCGAGUAUCCUCCACAGAAAUGAACAAGAAAAUGAUCGGCCGAAAACUUAUCAGACUGUCUCAGCUCAAGGAAAAGAUGGCAGUUGAGAAGCUGGAAGAAAUAGACUGGGUGACGUUUGGGGUUAUAUUGAAGAAAAUCACUCCACAGAGUUCUAACAGUGGGAAAACAUUUAGCAUCUGGCGACUGAAUGAUCUUCGUGACCUGACACGAUGCGUGUCACUGUUCCUGUUUGGAGAGGUUCACAGAGAACUCUGGAAGACUGAGCAGGGUUCUGUCAUAGGGCUGCUCAACGCAAACCCCAUGAAGCCCAAGGAUGGUUCGGAGGAGAUAUGCUUAUCUAUUGAUCAUCCUCAAAAGAUCUUAAUUAUGGGGGAAGCUCUUGACCUGGGAACCUGUAAAGCAAAGAAAAAGAAUGGAGAACCAUGUACACAGAUUGUGAAUUUGAACGACUGUGAGUACUGUCAGUAUCACAUCCAGGCCCAGUACAAGAGGCUUAGCGCCAGGCGAGCUGACUUGCAGUCCACCUUCUCUGGAGGCCGCAUUCCAAAGAAGUUUGCUCGCAAAGGCAUCAGCCUGAAAGAACGGCUGUGUCAGGAUGGUUUUUACUACGGAGGUGUUUCUUCAGCCUCAUAUGCAGCCUCAAUUGCAGCCGCUGUUGCACCUAAAAAGAAGUUUCAAACCACUCUGACUAACCUGGUGGUUAAGGGCACAGACUUGAUUCUUCAGGAAACUCAACAAAAACUAGGAAUGCCCCAGAAGAGCUUGUCUUGUUCUGAGGAAUUCAGGGAAUUGAUGGACUUGCCUACAUCUGGAGCCAGAAACCUGAAACAUCAUUUAGCCAAAGCCAAGUCAUCAGGGAUCAUGGGGAGCCAGAAACCUGCUUUCCAGUCUAUCUCAGCAUCAGCCCUCUUGAAGCAACAGAAGCAGCAUAUGUUAGAGAUGCGGAAAAAGAAAUCAGAAGAAAUACAGAAACGCUUUUUGCAAAGCUCCAGUGAAAGCAAGAGCCCAGCUGUGCCAUCCUCUUCUCAGCAGCCCCCUUGUCGAUCUCCACCAACGGGGGCUGAAUUCCCCAAGAUGAAAGGAACCCCAACCGCACAGAUGCCCAAGCUUGGAAGAGGCAUCUCAGAAGGAGAUGAUGUCCUCUUUUUUGAUGAGUCACCACCACCAAGACCAAAACUGAGUGCCUUAGCAGAAGCCAAAAAGUUAGCUGCUAUAACCAAAUUAAGGUCAAAAGGCCAGAUUCUUACAAAAACAGACCCAAAUAGCAUUAAGAAGCUAAAGGAAGCCCAGGAUGUCCUGGAAGUGAAGGAACGUGUAGAAAAGAACAGCACAUUUUCUCCUCAAGCUGAGGAUGAAUUGGAGCCUGCCAAGAAAAAAAGGAGAGAACAACUUGCCUACCUGGAAUCUGAGGAAUUUCAGACAAUUCUAAAAGCAAAAUCGAGGCACACAGGGAUCUUAAAAGAGGCCGAGGCUGAGCUGCAGGAACGCUAUUUUGAGCCUCUGGUGAAAAAAGAACAAAUGGAAGAAAAGAUGAGAAACACCCGGGAAGUAAAAUGUCGAGUUGUGACAUGCAAGACGUGUGCCUACACCCACUUCAAGCCUCUGGAGACCUGCGUCAGCGAGCAGCAUGACUACCACUGGCAUGACGGUGUGAAGAGGUUUUUCAAGUGUCCCUGUGGAAACAGAACCAUCUCCCUUGACAGACUCCCCCAGAAGCACUGCAGUAACUGUGGCCUCUUCAAAUGGGAACGGGACGGAAUGUUAAAGGAAAAUACAGGUCCAAAGAUAGGAGGAGAAACCUUGUUACCAAGAGGAGAAGAACAUGCCAAAUUUCUGAAUAGCCUUAAAUAG